AAAUUAUUUAACGACGCUGAUUUUGAUCAAGAUAGUUCUGCAGUUCAGGAUAUUUAUAAAAUUGCAAACGUCAUUAGGACCACUGGAGAAGGCGUUGGAUCUGAUGAAUAUGUGAAGUUGAAUUUAUCUCUGAGGGACGUUAUGAGUGAUUAUUCUAUUGAAAACGUGAGAUUUUGGGGAAAGAUAUUUGGUCUUAAAAGUAAUUACUACAUUUUUGAAUGUGAACCUCACGAUCUCGAUGCAUUUUCUGAUAUCGAAUUGCCUGGUACAGUUGAUGAUACUGAAGAAGUACACACGGAGGUUGUCCAUGAAGAUGCUAGAGGCCUUGAGCACGUCCUUACGCCAUGCGGUUCCAUCUUGCUCAAACAGAUACACAACUUCUUUACCGGUAACCUUGAAGCGGCAGUUACAAGCUACCCCCAGUUCCCGGGAACGGAGGCCAAUUACUUGCGCGCUCAAAUCGCUCGCAUAAGCGCGGGUACUCAGCUCGCCCCAGAAGGAUACUACCGACAUCGAGUGGAAGAGGAGGACGAUGCGAAAGGACUUACAGAGUGUGAGGAAAACGAGGACUACACGGAAAAGCCCGUCAGCGAAAUGACUCCGGAGAACUGGGUACACAAGACAGCGUACAUCCUACCACAGGGUCGUGUUACAUGGUAA
Messenger RNA from Mesocestoides corti, 660 nucleotides. Lineage: Eukaryota; Metazoa; Platyhelminthes; Cestoda; Cyclophyllidea; Mesocestoididae. The record is from the annotation of a GenBank genome assembly.